Molecule: messenger RNA, 866 nt
Organism: Xiphias gladius (swordfish)
Lineage: Eukaryota; Metazoa; Chordata; Actinopteri; Istiophoriformes; Xiphiidae
Gene: coq7
Product: coenzyme Q7 homolog, ubiquinone (yeast)
Exons: 7
Coding region: 1-741 (246 amino acids)
Biological process (GO): determination of adult lifespan; regulation of gene expression; ubiquinone biosynthetic process
Cellular component (GO): nucleus; mitochondrial inner membrane
Molecular function (GO): 3-demethoxyubiquinol 3-hydroxylase activity
Source: RefSeq, a predicted model, not a curated record
AUGAUGGUCACUGGUCAGGACACAGGGGAAAACUUCAGUGCAGCAGCUGCGCAGGAAAUCCCACAGCCUGACCUGAGUGUUGCUACCAUCAAGAAAUGGUCCGAAACACCUCAGGGGCUUACGUCACUAACGUUACAUUUCCGUGACCGCGGUGUCACAGCAGCCCUGCGGCAGAGCUCGCGUGCGUACAGUGUGGUCCCGCCCCCGCGCGACGGCGAGGAGAAAGAGAUGCUGGACCGAAUCCUGCGCGUGGACCAUGCGGGUGAAUAUGGCGCCAGCCGCAUCUACGCUGGCCAGAUGGCAGUGUUGGGUCGCUCCAGGACCGGACCGCUCAUCCAGGAAAUGUGGGAUCAAGAAAAGAAACAUCUUGCGAAAUUCAAUGAAAUUCUGGCUGAGAACAGAGUUCGGCCCACGGCACUGUUACCUCUCUGGAACAUCGCAGGGUUUGUAUUAGGGGCAUCCACUGCACUGCUGGGAAAAGAGGGGGCCAUGGCCUGCACUGUGGCGGUGGAGGAGAGUAUCUCGGAGCACUACAACAGUCAGAUAAGAGCUCUGAUGGAGAAGGACCCAGAGAGAUACACUGAACUCUUAAAAGUUAUAAAAGAAUUCAGAGACGAUGAGACGGACCAUCAUGAUACAGGAUUGGAGCAUGAUGCUGAAAAGCUACCUGGAUACUGGCUACUAAAAAAUGCAAUACAGCUAGGCUGCAAAGCUGCAAUAUAUGUCUCUCAGCGUGUCUAACUUUGUGCUAAAGAAAGUUACAUUUUUCAAAUGUUUGCUUUGAUAUAUUGACUCGGCUUUUGUAAAUGGAUUUAUUUGAAUAUUUGUUGUUGUACCUUUGCUGGAAAUAAAAGUGUUCAAACAUU